Messenger RNA from Bombina bombina (fire-bellied toad), 2580 nucleotides. RefSeq names its product BCL2 like 13 (gene BCL2L13). The record is from RefSeq and is a predicted model, not a curated record. Gene Ontology annotation, cellular component: mitochondrion. The transcript has 7 exons. Lineage: Eukaryota; Metazoa; Chordata; Amphibia; Anura; Bombinatoridae. Gene Ontology annotation, biological process: regulation of apoptotic process; apoptotic process. Bases 135 to 1496 code for a protein of 453 amino acids.
UGCAUGUCGCCGCGGUCUGCUCCGCCCUCCAUCAUGGCUGCGGCUCCUGUGUAGAGCGGGGCCGGGAGACAAGGAGGAUCUCAGCCCCAGCAGUGGCCGCAGGAGCUCCCAUUUCUCUGACCAACGUAAAGCUAAUGGCGUCUUCUGUCGCAGUGCCUGUUGGGUUCCACUAUGAAACUAAAUAUGUGGUUCUCAGCUAUUUAGGGUUCCCCUCGGAGGAAAGGCUGACUGUGGAGCUUCCUGUGUCAGGAUCAGGUGCCACACAUCUAGUGGUGACCCCCACACUGCCACAAGAUGAACUGGACAAGGUGAAGGUUCUUAUUGAAGAGGAUCUGAAGCGGCUGGAAGAAGAAAUAUCUGCUGAAUUCUCCACCACAGGGUUUGACAUGCACACGUCUCCAGUCUUCAGCCCAGCCAGUCCAGACACUUUAGUGGAAGAAUGCCUGACUCAUCUGUCAGAGAAGCUGGUUCCUGAGAUCCAGCAGCCCUUGAACAAAGCCCUGGAGAAACUCUUGAGUGGGUCCCUAACAUAUGAGAUAUUCAGACAACAAGCUGAUGAAACUGCCCUACAUACGAGUGGCUGGAAUAAGGUUCUCGUGCCUCUGGUUCUCCUUCAGAGACUUUUACUGGAGCUCACAAGACGUCAAGUGAAAUGUCUGGAAAAUCUAGUACAGCUUGGGGUCAGAUAUAUAGAAGAAGUAUCAUCAGACUACAUCAUACAGCAAGGAGGAUGGGGUACAGUUUUCAGCCUGGACUCUGAGGAAGAAGAGGUCCAAGGACUUAUUGCUGAAGAUAGCAACGAUAUCUACAUAUUGACAAGUGAUAACUCUGAGCAGGUGAGCCCACCAGAAAGUUUAGCUGUCUCAGAGUCCUGGCACACAGAGAGCCUGCCCACCACCUCCCUGGGUCCCGAGUCCUGGCAACAGGUGGUGAUGGAUCCCGAGGAGCUGAAAAGUCUGGACAGCAAUGAGGGAGGUGAGGAAAGAAGUGAGAAUAACUCUUCCAACUCUGACAUUGUCCAUGUGGAUAAGGAAGAGAUUGCAGAUGUUAUAGAAGAGGCUGCUGUAGUGGAAGAGACUCUGGCCGAAGAAGAAGAAAGCGAGAGGGAAGAAAUGGAUGUCAUAGAAGUUUCUGAUAUUAUUCCAGCUGUCAUGGCUGCAUUCCAAGUGGCACCUCCGGAAGAGGAGAAGACCCCUUCAAAACCUACAUCACUCUCUGAGUCUCCAAUAGUAGACAUAGCCACAAAAGGUGAUCCAGAGAACGUACCCAUUUUGCCUCCAUCAGAUGAUAAAGAAACCAAAUCAGCUUCACCAUCAGAACCAGAGAAGACGGAACCAUCUUCACCUCAACCAUUAUCUCCAUCUCCCCUUCCAGGAGAAGAAGGAAAGCCUGUUCUUCUCCAGGAGGGAAAAUCAAUCCUCCUCUUUGGAGGUGCAGCAGCAAUUGCCAUUUUAGCAGUGGCAGUUGGAAUGGUAAUGGCACUGAGGAAGAAGUAGCAGCCAAUCAAAUGUCUGCAUUCCCUUCCAUCCCAAUCUUGUGAUCAGUCCCCUACUAUAUGCAGCCUAUAACUCCAUCUGGCUUUAGCAGUAUAAAGGUUUAAAACGGCAAUCUUACUCAAAGGCAAAGGAGUUUCCUGGGGUGGGAUCCUUCUGAUUUGGAUGAUUUAAUUUACUUGCUGUUGAGGGGAUGGCUGUCUAGUUGCACUCCAGUGCUAUAAUUAAAAGAAAAUUAACUGUACUAGCUUUAAAGGCUGUUUAAAUGGCUACAACUUCCAUCACUGCCACUGGCCAAGUAGUAAUUGUAACAAAUGGUUUAAAGUGGCUUCAUCAUGAAUUGCUGUUGGCCAAUUUAAAAAAGAAAAGGAAAAAAAAAAGGUUAAAAAAUAAAAUCUGCACAAAUGGGGUAGAAAUAGCAAGAAUAAUCUGGGUGUGGUUCGUGGACACCAGUAUAUACUCCCAAUUUUAAUUAUAAGGGUUGGAAAUGUAAUUGCUUAUUUCAAAGCAUAUUUUUAUGUUUAGGUAAAAUGAACCAUUGAUUUAAAUUUUUCUCUCUCAUUUUUGUGAAUAAUACUUCAAAUAUAUAUUUUUGUGAAAUUUACAAGUGGGAACUUUAUGCACCCAUUAAAAAAUAGGGCUUUUUAGUACAAUUUCCCAUGUCCCAAAUGGCCACUUAUGUUACAGUGGAGUACGAUCACUUGGACCACGCAAUUUGUUUGUUAGGUAACCCAAAGCUAGAAAGCCUACAGUGCAUUGUUGGAAAGAUAUAUUUAUUUUUUAUCAGAAAGCACUUAUUUUUUUGGAAAUAGAUAUUGUGACAUAUCUAAAGAUUAUAGGAGAAAUCAUCCCUCUAAGUUCCGAUCACACUAACUUUUAAAUAGACACAACCAUUAUUUGAGUUAUUUGUAACAUUUCUGUCCAGUAAUGUGUCCCACUUCUUUAAACAAUGCAGGCUCACUUGGAUAAAGUUGAAAACGUUUGAACAUAAAACAUGACUUCUGUCUCAUAUUGCUACUAGAGAUUGUUCAUUCCAUUUGUUCUUUCAUAAUCAACGUAAUUUGCUAGUAAAGACAAGUUUCCGGGG